AUGAUAAAUUCUUUAAAAAAAUUAUCAAAUAGGCUUUCAAUAUAUAACAACAAUAAUAAUAAUAAUAAUAUUAAUAUUAACAAAGAUGAUAUAAAUAGAAGCAAUGUUGGGUUUUUAGUAGUGUCAUUAUUAUUUUGGUGUUUUUCAGAAAACGAUUUAAAGUUGAGAGAGGUUAAUAACUUUUUAAAAUCCACUUUUGAUUUUUAUCAUUUAUCAAACUAUCAAAUUAAUCAAUUGUAUGAAACCCAUUCACAGCUAAAUUAUUUAUAUCAAAAACAACAACAAAAACAACAGCAAAUAAAUAUAAGAAAUAAAUUAAAUAAUAAAAAUAAUGAUAAUAGUAAUAAUACCAAAAACCUCAACGAACAACAACCACAACAAUCAAUAUUGGAUUUUAACUAUGACUUUGAAUUAUAUAAUAAACAAUUUAUAAAUGAACUAUCAACAACAAAAGAAGGUAUAGCAAUUUUAAGUGAUUUAGAGCAAUAUUGUAGUAUAUUAAAAAAAGAAUUGCAAAAUUUUUUAGAUGUUUUGGAGUCAAACCAAGAAAGAGAAAGAUCUAAAUCGAACAAUCAAGAGGAACAAUUAAAUAAUAGCUAUGAUCAAAAAUUUGAAAACUAUAUUGAUGAGCUGGGCGAAACAUUUCAAAAAAAAAUAUCCACAUCACUAAAUCAAUUGGUUUCAUUAUUUCCAAAGGAUAAUCUAACAGGUAUGAUGAGUGAAGCUAUAGAAUCUUUCAUUUUAAUUCAUAUUUUUGGUCAAAUAUUCCCGAUCAAUAAAAGCAAAGAUGAUCAACUAAAAAGAAUUAUAGCAUUCACAAGAGAUACCCAACCAAUUUUAAACCACAUCGAUGUAAAACCUCAAGUUUUAGAAUCAAUUAAUUGGGAUGCAGCCAUUACCGAUCUCUCCACAAUAAACCUUCACGAAAACCCAAGAGAUAAAAUAAUGUGUAUUCUUCGUGCAUGUAGACAUAUCUCCAAGGGCUUGUCAAAGUAUGGAUCUUUUGGUGCCGAUGAAUUUAUUGGUUACUUGAUUUAUUUAACCAUUAAAACCAACCCUUCGUAUUUAUAUUCAAAUUUAAAAUUUAUUGAAUUAUUCAGAGCAGGUGACUUAAUGGUAUCAGAAGAAGGCUACUAUUUCAUCUCAUUAAAAAUGGCAACGGAUUACAUCGAAUCAAAAUUUAAAGAUUUAUAUUUAAAUUCAGAUUAUGAUAAAGAUUUAAAAAAAGAAGGAAAUAAAGAUUCAAUAUUAAAUAAUAAUAAUGACAACAAUAAUAAUAAUAAUAAUUGUAGUAAUAAUAAUAAUAUAAACAAUGAUAUAAAUAUUAACAACUCCAUCCCAAACAAUAAUAUAAAUAAUAAUAGUAUAAUUAAUAAUUUAGAAAAGAAUAUAUUUAAUUCCUCAAUAUUAGAAGAAGAAAUUAUUUCCGACCCAUUAUUAAAUAAUAAUGAUCAAGAUAAGGACGAAUACCAGUAUGAAGUCGAUGAUAGUGAUGAACCAUUAAUUCAAGAUAUUUUAGAAAACUCUGAUGAGAUAUUAUCAAACAUUACAUCUUUGGCAAUUACUAAUGGUUAUAAUGCAUUUGUUAGAUCUGCUUUAAAAAGAUUUGCUUUAAAACUACACCCAUCAACACUUGGUUUAAAAUUAUUGUUAUUAGAGAAUACUCUUAGCCAAAAACUUUUACAAGAACUUCAACAACAAGAACAGCAAGAACAAGAGCAUCAACACAGUAAAGAUAAAGAUAAAUCCAAAGAUAGCAAUCAAUCAAUUAUUAAAAAGAAUAUCAUUAAUGUCUUUGAAAGAACAAGGUCAAAUAAUAGAGCACUAAAAAUUGCAUUGGCAACUAUUGCUGGUGGUGGUUUAUUGGCAGUGGGUGGUUUAGUGGCGGCACCCUUAAUUGGUGCCGCAUUGCACGGUGCAAUUGGUAUGGGUAUACUAUCAGCAAUUUCAAUGACUGGUUUAACUGGUACUACCGUAUCUACCAUAUUAUUUGGUGCUACUGGUGCUACAAUCUCGGCCACUAGAAUGACAAAGCAUACCUCAGGUCUAAAUGAGUUUGAAUUUAGAAAAGUCAAUGGGUCAUUUGGUUUAAAUGUUGUGAUUGGUGCAUUAGGUUGGGUUCAAGAAAAAACUGGUAAUGAAGAUUUGUCUCGUUGGGAAUCAAAUUUAUUCUCUGGUAUACUGUGCUUGGGCGAAGUUUAUUCAAUUAAAUGGGAAACAUCACUAUUAUACUCACUCUACAAAUCACUGCAUGAAUACAAGUUAAAGGUCGAAGAUAAUUCUACUUUUAAUAAGUUUGCAAUUAAGAUGAUGCAUGAUGCAAUUUUACCAUCAGCAUCUCUUUUAGAAGCAGGUUCUAUUAUCAGUACAAAUUGGGGUAAAGUUAAAGAUAGAGCACAAAAAGCUGGUAAGCUAUUAGCAGAAGAAAUUUUAACAAACAAAUCAUUUGGAAGUCGUCCGAUAACUUUGGUUGGUAUUUCAAUGGGUGCUAGAAUUAUUUACUAUUGUCUCUGCUCCCUAAUAGAACAAAAAGCAUAUGGUGUGGUCGAAAAUGUACUCUUUAUAGGCGGUUGUUGUCCUAAUGAUAGUAAAAAAUGGAAGAAAAUAAGGAAAAUUGUGUCUGGUAGAGUUGUAAAUUGUUAUUCACCAAAUGAUAUAUUAUUAAAAUAUUUUUAUGAAGCAAAUAACCUAACCGAUGAAGGUGGAUCACUUGAUGCCAUUGGAUACUCACCAAUUAAAAAAAGCCAACCAACUAUCAAUAUUAAUAAUAGUAAUAUAAAUAAUAGCAAUAAUAGUAAUAAUAGUACUAAUAUUAGUAAUAGUAAUAAUACGAAUAUAUUUCCAUUUAAAUUUAAAUUUAAUAAUCAUUCAAAAGAUGAUAGUUUAAAAGAAUCAAAUAAUAAAACAACCUCAACUACAACCACAACUAAAGCAACAGAAAAAAUCAAUAUAGUAUCACUAAAAGCUGAAUCAUCAUUCAAAAUUAAUAAAAAGAAUUUAAAGGAUAACGAACUAAAGGAAUUAAACAACAAAUACUAUUUAGAUUUAAUUGAAGAUGUUGAUGUCAGCUCAAUUAUAACAUCACAUUUAGAUUACCAAAAAGAUCAGGUUCAGAGAAUUAUAUUCUCUCAUGUUAACAUAGAUUCAGUUGAACAGUGCCCCAAUAUAUUAAUGACAUCACCAAAUACAAUAUUAUUUUUAGAAGAAUCAAUGAAGAAACAAAAAGAAGAAAUUGAAGAGUUACAAAAGAAAAAUCAAAAGAAAAAGCAAUUUAAAAAAACAAAUAGUAAAUUUAAUUUUAAUGGAGAAGAUGAAAAUAGUGAAGAUGGUAUCGAAAAUAGUAAUGACAAUAAAAAAGAUGAUGAUAAUAAAGAAGAAAAUAAAAACAACAACAAUAACAAUAAAAAUGGCAUUAACAAUAACAAUAAAAAUGUGGACAUAAAAAAAAACCAUGGAAUCAGUAAUAUUGAAAUGUCUCCAAUAAUUGAUGAAGAAAUUACUAUUGAUAAUGUCGCACUUAAAGAUAUUAAAUUUUAA
This is a messenger RNA of Dictyostelium purpureum, 3537 nucleotides long. RefSeq lists its product as uncharacterized. Lineage: Eukaryota; Evosea; Eumycetozoa; Dictyosteliales; Dictyosteliaceae. The coding region runs from base 1 to 3537 and encodes 1178 amino acids. The transcript has 2 exons. The record is from RefSeq and is a predicted model, not a curated record.